Messenger RNA from Heterobasidion irregulare TC 32-1, 183 nucleotides. RefSeq lists its product as uncharacterized. The record is from RefSeq and is a predicted model, not a curated record. The transcript has a single exon. Lineage: Eukaryota; Fungi; Basidiomycota; Agaricomycetes; Russulales; Bondarzewiaceae. The coding region runs from base 1 to 183 and encodes 60 amino acids.
AUGCCAACUGAAAGUGAAGAACGGUGGUAUCGGAGGGAGGACGAGGACCGAACAAGUGGUGCAACGUCGAUUCUGUUAGGAGAGCAUUACGAGGUGGACCAGGCCAGAAAUCCGGCCAGCCAGCCAUCCGCGAUGAGUACAUUGAGGUUUCGCGGACUGGACGUGAACGCGAUUCAGUCUUAG